Molecule: messenger RNA, 1677 nt
Organism: Suillus fuscotomentosus
Lineage: Eukaryota; Fungi; Basidiomycota; Agaricomycetes; Boletales; Suillaceae
Product: amino acid/polyamine transporter I
Exons: 11
Coding region: 83-1573 (496 amino acids)
Biological process (GO): amino acid transmembrane transport
Cellular component (GO): membrane
Molecular function (GO): L-amino acid transmembrane transporter activity
Source: RefSeq, a predicted model, not a curated record
AGGAAACACUUUGUCAGCUGCGGGAGCACCAAUAGAGAGGAACAAUCCCUUGGGUUACAAGGUUACAUUACUGUCCUCUGUUAUGCUCAAUCUAGGGCGAAUGCUCGGCGCAGGAAUAUACUCUGUUCCGGGCGUCAUACUGAAUUCUGUUGGCUCGGUCGGCCUACUCUUCGUUUUCUGGCUAUUAGCUCCUCUGUUUGCAUUCGGAGGUCUCAUGGUAUACAGUGAAUACGCAAGUAUGUUCCCAAAAAGAUCCGGGGCAGAAGUUGUGUACUUGGAGCAGGCAUAUCCGCGUCCAAAGUUUUUGGUCCCAAUCAUGUUUGCUGUAACCUCAGUCCUUCUGUCUUUUAGCGCAACAAACUCAAUUAUAUUUGCCCAAUAUGCGCUUACAAUUUUCGAUGUCCCCAUCACUCCCGAAAGGCAAACCAUUGUUGCUUUAGCAGUCUGUGCUGCUGGUAUGGCUCUCGUCGCCCUAUCAACGAAAUGGUCUUUAAGAGCUGUGAACAUUCUUACUGGGUUGAAGGUUCUUUCUCUUGUCUUCUUGGUCUUCACGGGCGCCCUCGUACUUGGUGGUUUCACCCACAUCAGCGAUCCGUAUGCCAAUUUUCGGUCACCUUUCAAUGGUAGCACGACCAAUCCAAAUUCUUUGGCUACCGCUCUAGUCAAGACUAAUUUUGCAUUCGCUGGUUGGAACAACGCAUUUAAUGUUAUUGGGGAAGUCCAUACGCGUGACCCUGUCCGCACAGUACGCAAAGCCAGCUUGCUAUCGCUGCUUUUAGUCGCAUGUCUUUUUUUCUUUGUCAAUGUUGCUUACGUGGCAGCGGUGCCAAAGGACGAGAUAAGAAAUUCUGGGCAGCUCAUCGCGGCUUUAUUUUUCCAACGUGUAUACGGAGAGAGCUUCGCAGGCAAAACCCUGCCGAUCAUGGUUGCUUUAAGUUGCUUCGGAAACCUUAUCGCCAUGGCUGUUGGUCAGACACGCGCAUUGCGUGAGAUUGCCCGUCAGGGGCUACUCCCGUAUCCAAGAUUUUUUGCAUCGACCAAGCCAUUCGGCACGCCAUUGGGACCCGUGUGUCUGAAGUACUUUCUCACAGUCUUCGUGAUGGUCGCCCUCCCAGCUCGAGAUGCAUUUAACUUCUUGCUGGACUUGGCUUCUUAUCCGAAUUUAGUGUUCCAUGUUGCAACUGCUAUAGGAUUGUGGCUUCUUCGAAGGCGGCGAGCGCUUGCUGGACUUGCACCUUCGAAGUAUCGUGCGAGGCAUAUUUACGUUUAUCUUUACCUGCUUAGCUCGAUAUUUCUUCUCAUAAUGCCCUGGAUACCACCGGAACCUGGUCAUGGCGACGUGUCUUUCUGGUACGCAACUUACUGUGUGGUGGGCCUGGGUGUCCUUGCGAUGUGUGGAGUCUAUUACUGGCUGUGGAUUAUUGUCUUGCCAUGGCUAGGAGGGUAUACCGUCGUGGAGGAGGUGGAACGAUUGGAAGACGGCGCGUUGACUGCACGGUUGACACGCAAAUACCACCCUUCAGCUGCAGACACUGAUAACGGAGAACGACAACCACUCAUUGCCAGUACUUGAUGAACUUGCAUAAUUGUAGUAACACUUCUUGUAAUGUAAUGCUAAAGCUCAUCAUCCUUGUAUUAGUAUCAUAUAUAAGUGGUCCCGGUGCAGACGCGACUCCC